CUCUGUGUCUCGCGCUCUCGGAGUGUCUGCUCCGAGUUCCUGGUUGGAUAAUUUGGGUUAAUACUAGUGAGUGAGGUUUUUGCGGCUUCAAAGGGUAUUUCAAGUUUCCGGAGCUCCUCCCCUCUGCACCGUGUGACAACAACAACUCGUCCAGCCGGCAGCCUGCACUUUUCAGCUCAUUUUCUCUCUGUCAUUCCGCUCUCAAUCUUUGAUCAAUGUACUUGCCAGGGAGAACCCAAGUCCUUCAAACCUCCUCCUUUUCACCUUCAUCCUUAACUUUGUGCUAGAGCGGGGCCCACACAACAACAGCCGACCCUCCCCGCCCCCGCCCCCCCCAACCAGCCCCCGAUCCCAGCCCCCGGAGAGGACUCGCAUUUCGACUUGCGGGACACUUUUGUGCGUUUCUCCGCAGAGCGCCUCUCGCGCUCGCCCCUCCUGCGCUCGCUCUUUCUUACCCUCACCUCCUUUCCCCCCCUUCUCUCCCUUUCUCCUUCUCGUUCUCCCCUAGAGUUGUUGUGGUUGUUGUUGCCCCCUCGCUCCUUCGCCCUCUUUCCCCCCCUGCCCCUCGCCGGGGUGUGUGGCAACUUUUCCCCUCGCUUCUCCUCCUUCGGUUUCCCCUUAUAUGUGACCAUGGCGGUGCCGGCGGCUUUGAUCCCUCCGACCCCGCUGGUCCCCCCUCAACCCCCGGUCUCCACGUCUGCUUCCUCCUCCGGCACCACCACCUCCACCUCCUCGGCGACCUCGUCUCCGGCCCCGUCCGUCGGGCCCCCGGCGUCCUCAGGGCCAGCUCUGUUCCGGCCGGAGCCCAUCGCUUCGGCGGCGGCGGCGGCGGCGGCGGCCACAGUCACCUCCACCGGCGGCGGCGGCGGCGGCGCGGGCAACGGCGGCGGCGGCGGCGGCAACUGCAACCCCAGCCUGGCGACCGCGAGCGGCGGCGGCGGCGGCGGCGGCAUUAGCGCCGGCGGCGGCGGCGCCUCCAGCACCCCCAUCAACGCGAGCACCGGCAGCUGCAGCAGCAACAGCAGCAGCAGCAGCAGCAGCAGCAGCAGCAGCAGCAGCAGCAGCAGCAGCAGCAGCUGCGGCCCCCUCCCCGGCAAACCCGUGUACUCGACCCCGUCCCCAGUGGAAAACACCCCUCAGAAUAAUGAGUGCAAAAUGGUGGAUCUGAGAGGGGCCAAAGUGGCUUCCUUCACGGUGGAGGGCUGCGAGCUGAUCUGCCUGCCCCAGGCUUUCGAUCUGUUCCUGAAGCACUUGGUGGGAGGCUUGCACACGGUCUACACCAAGCUGAAGCGGCUGGAGAUCACGCCGGUGGUGUGCAACGUGGAACAGGUUCGCAUCCUAAGGGGACUGGGCGCCAUCCAGCCCGGAGUGAACCGCUGCAAACUCAUCUCCAGGAAGGACUUCGAGACCCUCUACAAUGACUGCACCAACGCCAGUUCUAGACCUGGAAGGCCUCCUAAGAGGACUCAAAGUGUCACCUCCCCAGAGAACUCUCAUAUCAUGCCACAUUCUGUCCCUGGCCUCAUGUCUCCUGGGAUAAUCCCACCAACAGUUUGGUCAACCGCAGUCUGGAAGCAGAUGAUCCUCCUUCUGACAAGUCAUCAGAAGGUCAUUAGUAGCCCAACACUGUGUCACAGCGCCUGCGUCAUUCCCCUCACUUCGCCUCAUCACAAGAAGGGUCUGACCGCAGCAGCUGCAGCAGCUGCUGCUGCUACGAAUGCAGCCAUUGCCGAAGCAAUGAAGGUGAAAAAAAUCAAGUUGGAAGCCAUGAGCAGCUAUCAUGCCGGUAAUAACCAACAUGGAGCCGAUGCUGAAAAUGGGGACAUGAAUUCAAGUGUCGGACUGGAACUUCCUUUUAUGAUGAUGCCCCACCCUCUGAUUCCUGUCAGCCUACCUCCAGCGUCUGUCACCAUGGCAAUGAGCCAGAUGAACCAUCUCAGCACCAUUGCAAAUAUGGCGGCUGCAGCACAAGUUCAGAGUCCCCCAUCCAGAGUUGAGACAUCUGUUAUUAAGGAGCGCGUCCCGGACAGCCCUUCGCCGGCGCCCUCUCUGGAGGAGGGUCGGAGGCCGGGCAGCCACGCCUCAUCCCACCGGAGCAGCAGUGUGUCCAGCUCCCCGGCGCGGACCGAGAGCUCUUCCGACCGAAUCCCUGUCCAUCAGAAUGGGUUAUCCAUGAACCAGAUGCUGAUGGGUUUAUCACCAAACGUACUCCCUGGGCCCAAAGAGGGAGAUUUGGCUGGUCAUGAUAUGGGACAUGAAUCGAAAAGGAUGCAUAUUGAAAAAGAUGAGACCCCGCUUUCCACACCAACCGCAAGAGACAGCCUUGACAAACUUUCUCUAACUGGGCAUGGACAACCACUACCUCCAGGUUUUCCACCUCCUUUUCUGUUUCCUGAUGGACUGUCUUCCAUAGAGACCCUUCUGACUAACAUACAGGGGCUCUUGAAAGUUGCCAUAGAUAAUGCCAGAGCUCAAGAAAAACAAGUCCAACUGGAAAAAACAGAGCUGAAGAUGGAUUUUUUAAGGGAAAGAGAACUGAGGGAAACACUUGAGAAGCAGUUGGCUAUGGAACAAAAGAAUAGAGCCAUAGUUCAAAAAAGGCUAAAGAAGGAGAAGAAGGCAAAGAGAAAAUUACAGGAAGCGCUUGAAUUUGAGACUAAGCGGCGGGAACAAGCAGAGCAAACACUAAAACAGGCAGCUUCUACAGAGAGUCUCAGGGUCUUAAACGACUCUCUGACCCCAGAGAUAGAAGCUGACCGCAGCGGCAGCCGAACAGAUGCUGAAAGGACAAUACAAGAUGGAAGACUGUAUUUGAAAACUACUGUCAUGUACUGAAUUUUUCCUGUUGAAGAAAUCCAUGUUAUAGUAAAGAACUUUGCAGACAUUCGUCAUUGGAAAGUUUGGAAAAAAUAAAGUCCUUUUAAGGGAACUUCCUCAAUUUUGUGUAUUAAUGUUCUUUAAAAGUUUAAGUAUUCUACAAAAAGAAAAAAAAAAAGUUUCCUCCAUUGAAUUUCACCUGUGGUUCAUACCAGAGACCUGAGAAUGUUUGUAAAUGUACAGGUAUCUAACUUCUUACAGUUAAAAACUGCAACUUUGCUGCUGGACACUUGUAUACCGAGUUAAAGGCAGGUCUGAAUAAGGCCUCGCUUUGUUUUUUUUAAUGGAAUGAACCAUUUUCCUCCUCUGAAAAUUCUGUAUCUGAGCACAUCAAGAGACUCUUGUACCCAGUGGUUACCCAGACUUACAGAAUUAUGUCCUCCUGAAACCAGCAAGAACACUUGGAAAUGAACUUGUAGGGGGCAUAGAGGAUUCCUUAAAAAACAAACAAACAAAAAAACAACAAAAAGCAAAAAAAAAUAAAUAAAACAAAAAAAACAAAAAAAAUCAAUAAAUCAAAGAGUAAUAUUCUAUUACAUUCGAUUUUAAACUAAUUGUGGGUUUUCUCAUGAAGAUUUUUUUCGCAUACUUCCAAAAGACCAACAAAUGGAUGCUGACAACAACCCAGUGAAAUAACAUUUUGCAUAUCUGAAAAGAAGCAUUGAAUAUAAGCCAAAAGGUUUCACCCAAGGUCCUUUUUCUUAAAAAAAAAAAUAAACGUAACAUGUUUUCAUUCCAAACUGGUAGUGGCAUAUAGAAUUUAAAAUAAUAAUGAUGCUUCUUAUUCAAACUGUUGGUCACAUGUACAGUAUAUAAACAUAAAACAUACAAGGAAGGUAUUAUGUAUGCAGUAGUAAUACUAGAGUUUAGGAAAAUGAGAAUUUUAGAAAAUAUGUUUUGUCACCCUGUUAGUCAGAAAGACACCUUUCUGGUUUUAACGCAUGCAGGCAUGUAAAUAUUUGUCUGGAGUCACAGUAUUAAUGAAUGAGAUCUUAAGCAUCUGGUGACAUCAGAACUCUGUGUCAGCCACUUUUAUUUGUAUAUUGAACCCUAGUUAGUGCCCCAAACUGCACUAUUGAGAAUGGAUUGUGGCUGAACAGUAAAUCAAAACACCAGAAAUAUUUUUAUAUGUUAAUGUCAUAUUAUGUUAAUGUUGCUGAGAAACAAAACCUAACAAACCCUUGAUGUAUCAGUCCAAUACCAUGUAGCGCUGAGUGAUAAAGUUAAAAUGUGUUGUGCUUCCCGCCCUGGUCAGAGGGAAGGGUGCCUAUGUGUUAUUUUCACUGUCUUUUUGAAAGUUACAGUAUGUGUUUUCGCUUUUGUGCAGAUAACUGGAAGUAAAGCUGCAAACAGUGCUUAUUACACACUGAAGUUACCUUCUCUUUGUUUUUACUAAUCUGGAGUUACACCUUUAAAGACUGAUCUUAUGAAUCAGUACAGUCGCUGUGCAUUUUAUGAUUUUGCUGUCAUCUUAAAAUUUUAUGAUCAUAACAUUAUUUAUUACCAUAAAUAGCAAAAUCCUAAAUGUCCAAGAAAACUAGCGUAAAAAUGUUUAAAGAUAGUUCUGAUUUGGUAUUAAUUAUUUGGUUAAGAGAAGAAAUUAACAUUAUAGAUACUCUGGCACUAAGCUUCUAUAGUUUUUAGGUCUUCCUUGCAAUACUGGAACGUUAUUUCUUUUGUGUAGUUCGCUAUUAACCAGCUAAGUCCGUUUUUUACUACAAUAAAAAAGUUAUAUAUACAGUUCCUAUUUUAGCUUGCUUGAAAGGGAGCAAUAUUUUUAUUUAAAAUACUGUUAGUAAAUGCUCUGUAGAAACUUGGUUUUCGAGGCAUCGUUCUUCCAUACCCAUCUUUUGUUCUUUGAGCACAAGAGAUUCUGUUCCUUGUUGUAUUUCUUGCUUUUCCCUUUUAUGCAGUCUUUAAAGGAUUACAACACUUAAAAUUGGAGGGACUUGUGGCAAGCUUUUGAAUCAUACAUUUUUUAAAAGAUUUUUUAAAAAGCCUACAACUUACCUAAGUAGUAGAAUCAGCCAUUGCUCUGCUCCUUGCAUAGAGUCACCUGUUAAGUAGGUUAAAUAGUUUUAAAAUGCAUACUUUCAAGACCUUUGAGAAUGCUUUAGUGUUUGGUUUGAUAUAAAAGGAAUUUUAGCAAGGAUUAAAGAAAGAAGCUAUCAGCUAUAUGUUUAGAGAGAGUCUUACUAACAUGUUGUAAAUAUUACAAUUCAUGAAAUGUUAUUUUAAGUCUGUAACUUAAGUUUUUUCUCCUUUUUUAGUUAUACAGGUUGGUUUGAAAUUUGUUUUUGUUUUGGGGUUGUUUUUUUUUUUUUUGGUAUAAACAAGUAAAAUUGUGCCCAUUUUAUGGUUUCCAUGCUUUUGUAAUCCUAAAAAUAUUAAUGUCUAGUUGUUCUAUAUUAUAACCACAUUUGCGCUCUAUGCAAGCCCUUGGAACAGAACAUACUCAUCUUCAUGUAGGACCUAUGAAAAUUGUCUAUUUUUAUCUAUAUAUUUAAAGUUUUCUAAAAAUGAGAAAAGGUUAUUACGAAUUUUGUUGUACAAAAUCUGUACAAAAAUCUGUUUUUACAUCAUAAUGCAAGAAUUGGAAAUUUUUCUAUGGUAGCCUAGUUCUUUGAGCCUGGUUUCAAUGUGAGAACCAUGUUUACUGUUAUUGUAUUUAAUUUUCUUUUUUCUUUUCAACAAUCUCCUAAUAAAACUGUCUGAAAUCUC
This is a messenger RNA of Mirounga angustirostris (Northern elephant seal), 5598 nucleotides long. RefSeq names its product dachshund family transcription factor 1 (gene DACH1). Gene Ontology annotation, cellular component: nucleus; transcription regulator complex. Lineage: Eukaryota; Metazoa; Chordata; Mammalia; Carnivora; Phocidae. The record is from RefSeq and is a predicted model, not a curated record. The transcript is spliced from 12 exons. Bases 631 to 2835 code for a protein of 734 amino acids. Gene Ontology annotation, biological process: regulation of transcription by RNA polymerase II. Gene Ontology annotation, molecular function: DNA-binding transcription factor activity, RNA polymerase II-specific; RNA polymerase II cis-regulatory region sequence-specific DNA binding.